AUGCAAAGCGCUAACGAUUCUACUACUGUCGGUGCUGAUACCCACUCCACUGAUUCUUUUGAUCCAGUUACUUACAAGCAAAAAAUGAACACCAUCUCAGAAGAGCCAUCAGUCAAGCCAGAUAUGGUUUUGAAAAACUUUGCAAAGACUUAUGAAAUCCCCAAGGCAGGCGGUUAUCAAAGCUUUAUUUCCGGUUUAGGUUCAUGUUUUGGUCAAUGCGGUAUGUUUUGCUUUUUAUGUGAAAACCCAUACAAGGAAGUUGAUCAAGGUGAGGUUGGUUUAGUGCAAACUUUUGGUAGAUUAUCGAGAACGGUUGAGCCGGGAUUAAGCUAUGUCAAUACAUGGAGUGAGAGAUUGACAAGAGUCUCAAUCAAGAUCAACAUUCGUGAAAUCCCUGCCCAAAAAUGUUUGACAAGAGAUAACGUGUCUGUUGUUAUUACUUCUGUGGUGUACUACAACAUCAUCGACCCAAUGAAGGCUAUAUUCUCAAUUCAAAACAUCGACAAUGCUAUUAUUGAGAGGACACAAACCACUAUGAGAGACGUUAUUGGUGGUAGAAUUUUGCAGGAUGUUGUUGAAAAGAGAGAAGAAAUUGCUGAAUCGAUUGAGCAAAUUAUUGCCAAGACUGCUUUCGACUGGGGUGUCAAUAUUGAAUCGAUUUUAAUCAAGGACUUGACCUUGCCUGACAAGGUUCAAGCUUCGUUAUCUAUGGCAGCUGAAGCCAAGAGAAUUGGUGAAGGUAAAAUUAUCAAUGCCAAGGCUGAAGUUGAAAGUGCCAAAUUGAUGAGAAAGGCUGCUGAUAUCUUGGCUUCUAAACCGGCCAUGCAAAUCAGAUACUUGGAUGCUUUACAAAACAUGGCCAAAUCUCCUGGUACAAGAGUCAUUUUCAUGCCAUCGGCACAAGAAGUUGAAAAAAUGGCCGGAUCGAAUAUUGGUGAUGUCUACACUGACAAGGGUAAAGGAAAGCUUCAAGAUUUAGAGGAGGAUACUGAUUGGGCUGGAUCCGAACAUGAAAGAGUUGCUUCGCCUCAACGAAACAUUCCAGUGGGAAUAAACAACAACAGACACAUUGCCGACACUGUUGCAUUACAAGAAGCUAUGCACCAUUAG
Messenger RNA from Lodderomyces margitis, 1110 nucleotides. RefSeq lists its product as uncharacterized. The transcript has a single exon. Gene Ontology annotation, cellular component: plasma membrane. The record is from RefSeq and is a predicted model, not a curated record. Bases 1 to 1110 code for a protein of 369 amino acids. NCBI's taxonomy places the organism in Eukaryota, Fungi, Ascomycota, Pichiomycetes, Serinales, Debaryomycetaceae.